Molecule: messenger RNA, 705 nt
Organism: Cladocopium goreaui
Lineage: Eukaryota; Dinophyceae; Suessiales; Symbiodiniaceae
Source: the annotation of a GenBank genome assembly
CGUCAACCUCACUAUCUGUAGUGGCCGCGGCUGCCAUGCACGUGGCUGCAUGACCUCUAUGAAGGAUGUCAUCCAUGUCCGUUGCACCUUGCCAUUUGCCUUGGCCUGCAAAAUCCAUUGACCAUGCAGUCAGUUCUGCGAUGCGUUUGUGCUGGCAAAAGCCUCAAGCGCUUCGUUUGGAAGCAUGUGGUCAUCAAUCAACCUGGGAGGUCUCGCCUUGCAGACCCACUGCUGCAGAAUCCUCCAACGUGCUUCUUUUCUGCUUUGGAGGCCAUCAAGGCUUGCGAUGCAGCUCUCGAGCUGGACACAAUGUGAAAGCGCUUUACCGAAGAGCAGAAUCCAGAAUAAGGCCUGUCAAAUCUACGGCCUAUGACCAUGACUUGGCCAUCAAGGAAUUAGCCCAAGAGAAUCGCCCGGAUCCGUCGAACCAAACUGUGGAGCACCUCCUCGUAAGGCUUCGUUCAGAGCGCAGCGUGCAGCGAGAGAAGGAUGUCAAGACGUUCACAGGCAUGUUUGAUCGUGGGCAGAUUUAUGACAAGGUCCUGCAGGAGGCCAAAGCGGCUGCAGCCUCGUCGAAGGGCGGCUCGCUGAUCUCGAGUGGCGUCCCAUGCGCUGCAGCACGACAUAUUGAAAUCCGACGAUGGAUCGAAUAGAUUUCCCCAGCUAUUCAAAGUGAUUCGAAUAAUUUGCAGUUUUUUGAAGUUA